AUGGCAAGCAAAUCGACGUACCCCUCCGCAUUCUACCGCGUCACAGAGAAGAUCAAAAUCUUCUACGAGAUGUACAAAGCCGGACGGAAAGCAAGUCACCCUCAUCACAUCAUCAGAGUGGAUAAGUCCCGGCCUGGCGAGCUUCGAGGCAUCAAGAGGGUCACCUCGAGCCUGGUGCCUGGGCGCCCAUUCCCCCAAGGCACAAGCGCAGAAGACGAGCUGGCGCUGUUGGAGUGGUGCGAUUGCGAUGUGACGGCCUUUGCUUUUUUCGACCUCCUGAAGGAGCACCUAGGUGACGACAUAGACUCGAUCGCCUGUUGGAGAUUCCGUCCUCGCCCGCACCGCAAGAUUUGGAUCACCCCCGAAAACGAAGACAAUCCCUACGUCCAUUUCGACCACAGUCACAUUCAGGUCAAGGUCGGUGAGGUAGUUCUGGCCGUGGAUUUCACCGGGGGGCAAUUCGGCUGGCCGUUCGCUAUCACAGGGCUCGAGAAAUACUAUGACGAUUACUGUGAUCGCGCCAAAGCACCAGUGGAGGUCGACGUGGCGGAGUGGGCCAAAGAGGCAGGGCCAGGUUCAUUCCCGGUACUAUAUCAAAAGACCCUAAAGAGAAGCAUCGCGGCGUACACCGAAAACACUGCGGAAAUGAUGGAGGAUAUUGUCGAGAAGAAGGGGACAGAGCGAGAAGCGGCAGAGGCCAAGCUGAUGGAGUGCUUACAAGAGGAGAUGGAGAGGUUUGGAGAGUUCUGCGAUAUGGAGGCAGACUAUGCGGGUAUAUAG
Mytilinidion resinicola is the source of this 780-nucleotide messenger RNA. RefSeq lists its product as uncharacterized. The record is from RefSeq and is a predicted model, not a curated record. The transcript has 2 exons. Bases 1 to 780 code for a protein of 259 amino acids. Lineage: Eukaryota; Fungi; Ascomycota; Dothideomycetes; Mytilinidiales; Mytilinidiaceae.